ACUGAGCGCAGGGACCCACCUUACAAUGUAAGCGAAAACCUCCGAUGGAAUCCAAGGAGCGGGAGGAAUUGGCGGCAAACCAAACCCUCUCGCUCUCCUCCUCCUCCUCCUCCUUUCAUCCGCUCCCUCCCUCACAAAACGGAAACCCUAGCAGCACACCAUGCCCGACCUCCCCUGUGACGGCGAUGGCGUCUGCAUGGUAUGCCGUGCCGCCGCGCCGCCCGAGGUUGACCUCCUCCGAUGCUCCACCUGUGCCACCCCAUGGCACUCCCCCUGCCUCUCCAAGCCCCCCGCCCUCUCCCACGCCGCCCAGUGGAACUGCCCCGACUGCUCUGGCGAUGCUGCCCCCGCGCUCGUCCCUGCCCCCGGAGGCCGCCUCGUCGCCGCCAUCCGCGCCAUCGAAGCCGAUAAUACCCUCUCCGACCAGGACAAGGCGCGACGCCGCCAGGCGCUCCUUGCCGGCGAGGCCCCCGCCGCCGCCGACGACGACGCAGCGGACGAUGUCCUCGAGAUGGUCGGCAAAAACUUCAGCUGCGUCUUCUGCAUCAAGCUGCCCGACCGCCCCGUCACAACACCCUGUGGCCAUAACUUCUGCUUGAAAUGCUUCCAAAAGUGGAUUCAGAAUGGAAAAAGGACAUGUGGGAAAUGUCGGGCACAGAUCCCUGCCAAAAUGGCUCAGCAGCCAAGAAUUAACUCUGCACUAGUUGAAGCUAUACGGAUGGCCAAGAUUUCAAAGAAUGCUAACUCAGCCGGCUCAGCAGCUCUGUAUCAUUAUAUACGGAACGAUGAUAGACCUGACAAGGCAUUUACAUCCGUGAGAGCUAAGAAAGCUGGAAAAGCGAAUGCUUCGAGUGGCCAGAUCUUUGUGACUAUUGCGCCUGAUCAUUUUGGCCCCAUUCUUGCAGAAAAUGAUCCCAAAAGGAAUAUUGGUGUUCGAGUAGGGGAAACAUGGGAAGACCGACUUGAAUGCAGGCAAUGGGGUGCUCAUUUUCCUCAUGUAGCUGGUAUUGCUGGCCAGUCCACAUAUGGGGCUCAGUCAGUAGCGCUCUCGGGAGGGUAUGAAGAUGAUGAAGACCACGGGGAGUGGUUUCUUUAUACUGGAAGUGGUGGGAGAGAUCUAAGCGGGAACAAGCGAACAAACAAGGAGCAAUCCUCUGAUCAGAAAUUUGAGAAGCUGAAUGCUGCUUUGCGUAUUAGUUGCUUGAGGGGUUACCCUGUCAGGGUUGUGCGGUCCCACAAAGAGAAGCGUUCUUCAUAUGCUCCUGAAUCUGGUGUGAGGUAUGAUGGAAUUUACAGAAUUGAGAAAUGCUGGAGGAAGAUUGGUAUUCAGGGUACGUUCAAAGUCUGCAGGUAUCUCUUUGUACGCUGUGACAAUGAACCAGCCCCCUGGACCAGUGAUGAUCAUGGUGACCGUCCGAGGCCAUUGCCCAAGAUUAAGGAGCUACAAGGUGCAACUGAUAUAACUGAGAGGAAAGGACGUCCUUCAUGGGACUACGAUGAGAAAGACGGUUGGAAAUGGAUGGUGCCUCCGCCAAUCAGCAGGAAGCCUAUUCUCACUGGGGAUUCUGAGACUGACAAGCAAGUACGGAGAGUAGCAAGGCGUGCUCAUAUGUCCGUGGCUGAAAGACUGCUGAAAGAGUUUGGUUGUUCUAUCUGCCGGAAAGUUAUUAAAGAACCACUUACUACUCCCUGUGCUCAUAACUUUUGCAAGACUUGUUUGCUUGAUGCAUAUGAUAGCCAGUCCUCUAUGAGAGAAAGAAGCCGUGGUGGUCGGACUCUAAGGGCUCAGAAGAUUGUGAAGAAGUGCCCUUCCUGCCCAACUGACAUCUGUGACUUCCUAGAGAAUCCACAGAUAAACCGAGAAAUGAUGGAUCUAAUUGAGUCUUUGCAACGGAAGGCUGUUGAAGAAGGUGACACCAAGGUGGCUUCAGAUGGUAGUAAUGAAGCUGAGGAAUGUGGUGAUGGUGACUCGGAGGAAAAUGAUGGUGCUUUGGCAAAGGAAGACGAUGACAGCAGCUUGAAUGAGGAAGAGCAAGAUAGUGCUGAGGAUAAGAAGACGGAGUGCCCCAAUGUUGAUUCAAAUGUUAAUAUUGAUAGUUCUGUCAAAAUUGUGGUUGAAGUCAAGGAAGCUGGAAAAGAUGAUAAGAAGAUCAAGACGAGUGCAGCUGAACUGGUGGCUGUGUUAGUUGAAGAAGACGUUGUGAAACAGAUCAAGAAGGAUUCAAAGGAGGUUGAAAAGAAAGAAAAUGAGAAGCGCAAGGGUGACACUGAGAUUGUCACAAAUGCUGCUAAAAGGAUGAAGGCCAGUGCUGCCGUGGAAGAGAUUGCUGUGUGCGGCACUCCUGUCAAACAGAACAGGAAGAGUGGUGAGGCGGAUGGUAGUCCUGCUGUGAGCAGCGGUCGCAGGGUGACUCGGAGCAGCGCGAAUGCUUGUGAAGCUGAUGAUAGCCCUGCUAGAAGGACCAGAAGCCGUGCCAGGGCUGAUGGCGGUUGCUGAAGGUGGUAGAAAGAGGCGGCGGAGGAGCGCAGGAUGCUGAUGGCGCGGAAGCAGAAGCCACAUCUUGUUGAAGGCUCCACUUUUUAGGGGAAGUUUGCUUUCUUUUGGGUGAUUUGUGUACCCUACUCUUGCGGGAUGUAAGGGGGAACUGGAUUGCGUGCACUUCAGGAAACCGAUUAGGGAUGCCUGGAUGUUCGGUUGUUUAUCGGAGACGUUUAAACUAUUUAAGUUACCAGCUCCAUUGGAUGAACAAUCGCUGUCUCCAAUUGGAAUAUAUAUGCCUAUGACUAUGCUCUCU
This is a messenger RNA of Phragmites australis (common reed), 2795 nucleotides long. Its product is annotated as E3 ubiquitin-protein ligase ORTHRUS 2-like. Lineage: Eukaryota; Viridiplantae; Streptophyta; Magnoliopsida; Poales; Poaceae. Gene Ontology annotation, biological process: negative regulation of gene expression via chromosomal CpG island methylation; protein ubiquitination. Gene Ontology annotation, molecular function: metal ion binding; ubiquitin protein ligase activity. The transcript has 9 exons. Bases 161 to 2497 code for a protein of 778 amino acids. The record is from RefSeq and is a predicted model, not a curated record.